CAAAAUAUCCCUGCUCAGCCAAAAACAAAAAAAUUAUUCUUAUUUGUUAGUUAAAAAAAUCACUUCCCAUUGCAAUUGAAAAUUCUGUUUUACGAUAUACAAACUGUGAUGCUUAGCCAUCUGGGAAAAAAUAAAAAAUAAAAAAGAACUUGGUGUAUAAUGUGUACUAAAAUAUGUUUCUUUGUCUUUGUAAACAGGGACCAUCAUGACAAUUUCAAAAGACAGGGUGAAGCCAUCUCCGAAACCCGACAGUUGGAAGCUUAAUGAAAUAUUUGCAACCGGUGUUGUCAUUGGCACUUAUCUUGCUUUAAUUACUGUCUUGUUUUACUGGGUUGUAGGAAGCACUUCUUUCUUUGAGAACCAUUUUGGUGUGGAGUCUCUAUCCAGUACUGAAGAAAUUUCAUCAGCUAUGUAUCUUCAAGUCAGCAUUAUCAGCCAAGCUCUUAUAUUUGUUACCCGCAGUCAAAGUUGGUCAUUUAUGGAGAGGCCUGGGAUUCUCCUGAUGUGUGCAUUUGUUGUGGCUCAAUUGUUUUCCCAUUUUGCAUGGGUCCAAGCAGAUAGAAAAUCUGGGAGGCUUCGUGAUCCAAAGUAUCCAUUGAUUUCUUAUUUUACCAAAUCAAUUUCAAAAUCCUAUGGUGUGUUGAUUCCAGAUCAGUUGGUUCAGAUCAAACUGCAUCAGAAAAGUAGUAUUCCUUUUUCUCCCCAUGGCUUUAUACUAAACCGAGUGAGACUAAGAUGGUGAGUUAUAUGAUUUAAUAAUUGUAGCUCUGUUUUUGACUUAACAAUAACCUAUGAUGCCUCUGUUUUGUGUGGAGACCCUUAAACUAUCACUUUGUGCCCUCAAUUAGGGACAAAUAAUGUACAUCAAAAUUCGGAACAUUGAGAAACAAUUUCCGCUAUAAUGGAGUUCAAAUGCUGAAAAAUUUGACUCCGGUGCAAAUAACUAGCAUAUUAGCAUAUAUAAUUAAGAUGGCCAACGUAUUCGCUUUAUUUUUGCCUAUGAAUGAUCCACAAUUCUUAAAUCAUGUUUUCUAAUUCAAUAUUUGACAAUUUUGCUUGCCAUUUCAAUUCAUAAAAUAAAGUUUAUAGAAUUUAAUGACAAUGUGUCGUGUCUUUGUCUAACGAUAGCACAAUCACCAUAGCUUUAUUCCUAGCUAAUAAUGGUG
Camellia sinensis is the source of this 1166-nucleotide messenger RNA. Lineage: Eukaryota; Viridiplantae; Streptophyta; Magnoliopsida; Ericales; Theaceae. The record is from RefSeq and is a predicted model, not a curated record.